Messenger RNA from Aplysia californica (California sea hare), 2705 nucleotides. Its product is annotated as centrosomal protein of 104 kDa. The record is from RefSeq and is a predicted model, not a curated record. Gene Ontology annotation, cellular component: cilium. Lineage: Eukaryota; Metazoa; Mollusca; Gastropoda; Aplysiida; Aplysiidae.
AAUGUACACAAAUGCUUGAAUAAUGGUUGUUAAGUGAGAUUCCUUCGAAUGGUCCAUUGGCCUCUGCAAGAGCUACCGCAAAACCGUUCUAACGGAGAGACCCCUACAAACUUAUGCUUUCCCAUGUAGUCACAUAGAGAUUGCAAACAGCAAGGAAACAAAGAAUGCCUCAUAAGCUUCAUUUUAAAGUGAUCCAUGCAUCUGGCCAAGAUGAUGUUUACAGAGCAUUGGAGCUUAACCAUCACAGUCCCCUCACAAAGGGAUGGCAAUCGGCAAGGUUUUGCUUGUUCCCCCAAGACAUAGUCAUACAACUCGAGUCCCGGGCCAGAUUACGGAAAAUACAAGUCUUAUCACAUCAGUACCUUGUCCCUACCAAAAUAGAAUUCUUUGUGGGAGAUGUUCCCGACGGCUCUUUGUUGUCUCUUGACAGUGCAAGAUAUGCAAGACUGGGGUAUGUUUCUCUCUCUGACAACGAAAAGACUGGCUUCAAGGCCAGAGAACUCAAGUCUGUUCACGUGGACGCUGUCGGGCAUUACUUGAAGCUCAACAUUCACAAAAAUCACGUUAACAAACACAAUCUGUAUAAUCAGGUUGGGUUGAUCGCCAUCAAUGUGAUAGGAGAUGAGCUGCACAAACCCUUCGAUAUCGUGGACCCGGAUGUGUUUCUGGGUGAUGAGCGAGUGGACAGUGACCCAGCCAUAGAGGGACUGUACAAUAAACCCGACUACAUCUCUCCACUAGACGACCUUGCCUUUGACAUGUACCAGGAUCCCGAGAUUGCUCAGAUCAUCCGCAGACUGGAGAGAAAGAAACAGGAAGCUGUUCUACGUGGGAGAGAAACUUGGCAAGAUGGAGGUGGAGAAAAGGCAGGCGGUGGAGAACGAGGACUACGACAAGGCCAAGCUGAAGAAAGUGCAGAUGGACGAGUACAGGCUGCAGGUCUAUAAGGAUCUCAACCUCAACGACCUGUUGGAGCUCACCGGGAGUCGUCACCCCCAACACAUCGACCUUGAACCAAUCCGCCUGCCGACGCCCCCGCGACUAGAGCGGCUGGAGGAGGCCCCCCCACCCACCCUCUCCCUGUUUCCCCCGAGAACUCCCCCUCGCUACGACGAGAGACCACUGCCACGGAGCAAAGCUGUAGCAGAGGCGUUAGACGUCCCCCCUGAGGACUCUCCUCCCCCACCCGUUACCGCCAGGGACAAGGCAGACAACUCCCCGCGCACGCCCUACGACGACCGGCGACUGCCGGCUCUCAAGACCAAGCCUCUUCCAGUAGAAGAAGAGCCAGAGCUAGAGCCUGAUAUUUCACAAGAACCAGAGCCCAUGUCUGAAGUGGACCUGAGAGAGGCAUCCACAGCUAUCGACGUUUUUGGCUUGGCUUUGAAUCACGAAAGCAGACACAUCGUACGCUGUAGAGAAAAGCCUCCAGAACCUUCUGCACAAGGCCGGAGACACGGCUGUGAGGAACCGCGACGAUGCUAAAAACUUUAUCUAUGAAAUGGCAACUUUUCCCGAAGUCAAGCCCAUCCAGACGGUGCCCCACGAGUGUGUGAAGCCCUUCAAGCUGACCAUGGGCCCGCGGCUGGCACAGAGCCGCUGUGAGAUCAUGGAGACGCUCUACAACAAGUUUGGACUCAAGAAUGGCUUCACCAUGGACAAUGUGAUGAACUUCAACGUGCAGGCUUUACAGCACAACGCUGGUGAGGUCAGAGAGGUCACAGAGAAACUCAUCAAAAAGAUGUACAAAGACCACGGGGCUCCCAUCAAGGACUACCUCCCUGCAGAUGAUGAAAAGACUCGCAAGAACACCCUGUGGAGACAACUGUUUGAAUAUUUUGAUCAAGUCGACGGAAAACCAUCCAAGUCUGACCUGAAGAAACAAAAGGCAGAGGAAGAGACGAAGAAACAGGCCGAGAUUGACGCCUUACAGAAACAGCUGCAGCAACUCCGAGACAUGAACGCCGGCAAAGCUCCUGUUGACCCUGCAGUGGUCAAGAGUGAACCGAAAAAAGCUCCGGCAAAGCAGAAAAAGCCAGAGGUCAAGGGUAAAGGGAAAAAGGCCAAGGACGAUGACGAAGUUUCCAAUUUCACAGUUGAUAACAUUUGUAUCUUCUGCAACGAGAGGAACGAAAGCUUCACGGAGGAAGGUCUGGACAUUCACUACUGGAAAAGUUGUCCAAUGCUCAAACGUUGUGCCAACUGUAAACAGGUUCCAAAGCCGCGGGGAGAGGACGGGGAGGGAGAGGUGGGGCCGUGCGAGGCAGGAAGUGACGGAACCAUCGACUUUCACAACAUGGCAUUCGCUGAGGGACAUGAUGAUAUAGUCAACCUUUCGCAUCAUGACAUUUCCUGAGGCGCAGGAUAUAGUCAGCCUUCGUUUCUCUCAUUAUGUCAUUCACGGAGGGGUGUCAUGGUAGGCAGUGCAAGAACUGGUACCGUAAAAUUCUUAUAUAUUUCUAUAGAUUGUCUUUUCUCACCAGUUCUGGGGCUUGAUCUGGGCAUGAUAUGUUCUCAAUACUCUUGUCUUUGUACUACCUUGUUAUGUAUUGCUGUUAAAAUGUUCAUCUUUCUAUCUCUCUUUCUCUCUUUCUCUCUCUCACUCUCUCUCUUUCUCUCUCUCUCUCUCUCUCUCUCUCUUUCUUUCUCUCUCUCUCUCUCUCUCUCUCUCUUUCUCCUAUUUUUCCCAUGUUUGAGUAUCAUCU